AACUCCACACAACCAAAGGGAAACCCAUUGACACAAAAAUGGUGUCUGAGAGGCACCAAUACAAAAGUGUGUGUGUAAUUGGGGCUGGACCCUCAGGUCUUGUUGCUGCAAGAGAGCUGAGGAAAGAAGGUCACAGAGUGGUGGUGUUGGAACAAAACCAUGAUGUCGGAGGUCAAUGGCUGUAUGACCCAAAUGUGGAGGGAGAAGACCCCUUGGGAAGGAACACUACUAGUCCUACAACUAGUACUGAUUCUCAGCAUCUGAAAGUCCAUAGUAGUCUCUAUACCUCUUUAAGGCUCACAUCUCCUCGAGAGAUUAUGGGUUUCACUGAUUUUCCAUUUUCAGUUCAAAAGGGUAGAGACAUAAGAAGGUUUCCUGGGCAUAGGGAACUUCUUUUGUAUCUUCAAGACUUCUGUGACCGGUUUGGGUUGAGGGAUUUGAUUAGGUUCAACACUAGGGUGGCUUAUGUGGGUAUGCUGAAUCAUGUAACGGGAUGUCAAGAUUUGAAAUGGCUUGUGAAGAGUGUGGAGAAGAAGACCCAGCUUGUGAUGGAGGAUGUGUUUGAUUCUGUGGUCGUUGCCACUGGCCAUUACUCUCAGCCAAGAUUGCCUUCCAUUAAUGGAAUGGAUUCAUGGAAGAGGAAGCAAAUUCACAGUCACAUUUACAGGGAUCCCAAGCCUUUCUGUAAUGAGGUUGUAGUUGUGGUUGGAACUUCACUAAGUGGUCAAGACAUAUCAGUGGAGCUAGUAGAAGUGGCAAAGGCAGUAUAUCUCAGCGCAAGAUCCUUGAACAAUAUCUCUGAGGGCUUAUCCAAGGUCAUCUCCAAGCAUAAAACUUUGCAUCUUCGUCCACAGAUAGAGUCCCUUCAAGAAGAUGGAAAGGUUCUGUUUGUGGAUGGUUCUUGGGUAAUUGCCGACACUAUCAUCUACUGCACCGGGUAUUCAUACACAUUCCCAUUUCUUGACACCAAAGGAAUAGUAGCUAUUGAUGAUGACAGAGUGGGUCCUUUGUAUGAGCACACCUUCCCUCCCUCACUGGCUCCUUCUUUAUCUUUUAUUGGCAUUCCUAGACAGAUCAUAGGGUUCCCUUUCUUUGAGUCACAAGCAAAAUGGAUAGCUCAACUGCUCUCUGGGAAAAUACCAUUGCCAUCAAGGGAGGAAAUGAUGCAGUCCAUUAAGGAUUUCUACCACUCAAGGGAUGCUGCUGGCAUCCCAAAAUACCGUACUCAUGAUAUUGCUGAUUUUGAGUAUUGUGACAAAUAUGGAGAUCAUGUUGGAUUCCCACAUUUAGAGGAAUGGAGGAAAGAGCUUUGCCUUUCUGCCUUAAGAAAUUCAAUGACCAGCUUAGAAACAUAUAGAGAUUCGUGGGAUGACCAUGACUUGCUUCAAGAGGCUUUCCAAAGUCCCCAUUUCACCCAACAAGAACAAGGGGCUCAAGAUUUUUCUCUUUAAGUCUCUAAAUUAUUCUUGGUUGUUUGAUAAAUACAUGUUUUUUGUUUUUUUUGGUUUUUUGAAAAAUGCAUGUAUUUGUUAUUGUGUUGUAACUUGAGAGAACUGAUUAAAUAAA
Argentina anserina (silverweed cinquefoil) is the source of this 1566-nucleotide messenger RNA. Its product is annotated as flavin-containing monooxygenase FMO GS-OX-like 9. Lineage: Eukaryota; Viridiplantae; Streptophyta; Magnoliopsida; Rosales; Rosaceae. Gene Ontology annotation, molecular function: NADP binding; flavin adenine dinucleotide binding; N,N-dimethylaniline monooxygenase activity. The transcript has 7 exons. The coding region runs from base 39 to 1451 and encodes 470 amino acids. The record is from RefSeq and is a predicted model, not a curated record.